Molecule: messenger RNA, 1178 nt
Organism: Aspergillus caelatus
Lineage: Eukaryota; Fungi; Ascomycota; Eurotiomycetes; Eurotiales; Aspergillaceae
Product: thioredoxin family protein
Exons: 2
Coding region: 577-903 (108 amino acids)
Molecular function (GO): protein-disulfide reductase activity
Source: RefSeq, a predicted model, not a curated record
GGUGAAUCUGCAUAGGUUUCCAUCAUACAGCUACAGGAAGAAUUAGCAAUCAGUCGAUGGGGAUUGUAUGGCCUAUGUCAUGCGUUCUUAAAAGACACAGUGACCUCAGGCUGGUCCCCGUACACGAUACUUUGUAUCAAAGGCUGUCUGUCUUUCUAUGCAACCAACAUCUUUGGAUAACGUUGAAUGACAAUUUAUAAGCACUUGUGAUAAAAGACAGCAGAAUUUCGUGCCCUCUAUCCAAUAUGAAGAGAGCUCAAUAGCCUCAGUCCAACUGAAGGCCUGACCGGCAACCCACCAUGUACCAACUGAUCGUCCUUUCUAUUGCUGUCUAUUGGAAGAUUGAUUUUUUCAGCUGAGAGAUGGUUGUGGGAAAUCGCGGCUGAAGCGGGGUCCUGCGGGGUACUUUUACGCAUACCGCCGUGUAGCAGAUGCUGUCGGGACAAAAUAUAUAAAGUGACACUCAGGUCAGAUAACUUUUAUUCUCGUCCCUAAUCUCUCCAUCCUGCCAAACUCUUCGAUUUUAUAACAUAGGAAUCACCUAUCGUGAAUCCUUCAGAAAAUCUCUUGUCCAAGAUGCCUGUCUCAGAGAUUACGUCAUACGCACAGUUCCAACAGCUUAUCAACGGUGAUAAACCUGUUGUAAUUGAUUUCUGGGCAACAUGGUGUGGACCUUGCAGAGUGAUCUCCCCUGUUUUUGAGAAGUUGUCAAACACCGGGAGCUUCGACAAUGUUUUGUUUUAUAAAGUUGAUGUCGAUCAACAAGAACAAGUUUCCCAGGAAGUUGGCAUUAGAGCAAUGCCAACCUUCGUGCUCUUUCGCGACGGUGUAAAAGUUGAGGAGCUGGUUGGAGCUGUUCCCCAAAAAUUGGAACAGCUUCUUUCACAUGCAGCUUCUCUCUAAAGCACAAGCAAGAUAGUCCGCAUUGCCUAUGUUGUUCCAUGAGGCCGGUUAGAGCGAGGAAGGGGGGGACAAGUGAUUGUAUCUAAUUCUAAAUGCUUUUUAAUCGGAUAUCCCGCUGAAACGGGCUGUAUGGCUUCGCUCUCCAUUACUAUUCGGCACCUUUGUUUAUAGAAAUUACUGCUGGCCUCAAAAUAUACAGACACUGGGCAGCGAUGCUGUCCUGCCGACCAUCUAACUGACGUUGGUUGGUUAUAAGAGCACAAGCCCCGGCCCUG